Molecule: messenger RNA, 1361 nt
Organism: Leptidea sinapis
Lineage: Eukaryota; Metazoa; Arthropoda; Insecta; Lepidoptera; Pieridae
Product: carboxypeptidase B-like
Exons: 8
Coding region: 109-1287 (392 amino acids)
Biological process (GO): proteolysis
Molecular function (GO): metallocarboxypeptidase activity; zinc ion binding
Source: RefSeq, a predicted model, not a curated record
ACAUUUUAUAAUUUCUCGGUCUUCAAAAUUUUAGUAAUAUAUUACAAAGCAUAAUAAAAUAUUCAUAUUUGUUAUAAAUGUAAAGAAGGAAAUGUUUAAUUAUCUAUAAUGAAUACAUGUUCAAUUACUCUGACACAUAUAUCACAAAGUCCCAUUGAAGAGAUAUCACAAAAGAUAAAAGAAACAAAGAAAAAAUCAGAAUCUGGUACUCAGACUCUACCAAGGCCUCCUACGAAAGGAAAAUUUACGCAGAAUUCAAGCUUAUCCAGAUGUUCAGGCAAAGGCAUAAAACAAAUAACACCAAACCAAAAACCAAGACGACGCAAGUUUAAACUUAUGGAUUGGAAGCGCUACCACAAACUAAAUGUAAUAUACAGUUUCUUGGACGAACUGGAGCAAGACUUUCCAGCCAUAUGUACAGUAUCAGUGAUUGGAAAGUCCGUAGAGAACAGGGAUAUCAAGAUGCUGAAAAUAUCAAAUAGUGACGCGACGAACACCGCGGUAUGGCUGGAUGCUUCAAUACACUCCAGAGAAUGGAUCAGUACAGCGGUGGUGACCUACCUGGCCGAUGUGAUCGUGAGGAAUUUCAAGACUCUAUCGAAAAAUAUCACCAGUCAAGACUGGUAUAUUGUGCCUGUAUUGAAUCCGGAUGGGUACGAAUAUACACACACCCGAGAUCGAUUGUGGAGGAAGAACAGAGCCGGCUUCAUGGGAGAGGGGGUGGGGGUUGAUUUGAACAGGAACUUCAGUUUUGGCUGGGGUAAUAAUGGCGAUGAAGGUUCAUCAGCAAACCCCAGUAAUGUGUUCUACAGAGGACCGGCUCCCUUUUCGGAGCCAGAAAGUGCUGCUGUCAGGGACACGAUUCUAGGUUCCUCGUCGCAGUUCAAAGUAUUCCUGUCGUUCCACAGUUACUUCGAGCAGAUCCUAUUCCCGUGGGGUUAUAAGUGUGAGCCGUGCCCAGACUAUCUUCAGUUGAUGGAGGCUGGUACAGUGAUGGCAAGGGCAAUUUACGAAACCACAGGAAUGAUAUACAAAGUUGGAAGUACCAAGGACCUGACGUACUACGCGUGCGGCACCAGCACAGAUUGGAGCUAUGCCAUUGCGAAGAUACCAUAUUCUUUUAUGAUAGAGCUUAGAGGACGGAAGCAUCGAUUCCGGCUUCCGAAAGACCAGAUACUCGACACGUGUUGUGAGAUUUGGAGCGCCGUGUCAAGCCUAAUGGACUUUAUUGGGUCGACAAAAAGUAAAAAGUCGCAUGUCAAUAAAAACAAUGCAAAACCAUGUUAACCUGUUGUGUGUGUAAAGCAAUAAUUGUGUAUAUAAUUAUGUAAACAAUGUGAAAUGUAUAUAAUGUGAACAAU